UGCUAUGGGAUGGGUGAAGAAGAAGAGAACCACUAUGUUUCACAGCUCAAGGAAGUCUACAGCAGCUGUGACACCACAGGGACAGGAUUUCUGGAUCGGGAAGAGCUGACCCAGCUGUGCCUUAAGCUUCAUCUGGAAAAGCAGCUGCCUAUCCUUCUGCAAACGCUUCUUGGAAAUGACCACUUUGCCAGGGUUAACUUUGAGGAAUUUAAGGAAGGCUUUGUGGCAGUGUUGUCAUCAAAUGCUGAUGCUGGCCCCUUGGAUGAAGACAGUAGUUCCUUGGAAUCUACUGCCUCGCGUGCUGUCCCACCAAAGUAUGUGAGCGGCUCUAAAUGGUAUGGUCGCUGGAGCCACCCUGAACCUGAGCCGUGUGGCUCUGCAACUGGAACCAAAUGUUUAACAGAACAGCAGACCGGGGCCACUGGGAGAGGCCAGCUCCACCGUGAUGCAUCUCUGGAAAGUGUGGAGAGUCUCAAGUCAGACGAAGAAGCUGAAAGUGCUAAAGAACCUCAGAAGGAGUUGUUUGAAGCACAAGGCCAGCUACCAGGUUGGGGUUCCGAGGUCUUCACAUGCCUCCAGAAGCCCUGCAGCCUCUCCUUGGACACCCCUCAGAGCCGGGUUCAAGACAUCUGGGAAGAGCUGGGUGUUGGCAGUAGUGGCCACCUCAACGAGCAGGAGUUGGCUGUAGUCUGUCAGAGCAUCGGACUCCAGGGACUGGAGAAGGAGGAACUGGAGGACCUGUUUAACAAACUGGAUCAAGAUGGAGACGGCAGAGUGAGUCUUGAGGAAUUCCAGCUUGGUCUAUUCAAUCAUGGGCCCACUUCACUUCCAGAGUCUUCCACUCCCAUCAAACCGUGCAUGUCCUGGUCUCAUUACCAGGUCUUGGAGGACGGCGGCUGCCAGACUGCCACGACGUCAUCCCUGGUGUCCAUGUGCUCAGGCCUGCGCCUCUUGUGCAGUAUUGACGAUGGCACCGGCUUUGCCUUUCCUGAGCAGCUUAUCAUGCUGUGGGCCCAGGAGGGGAUUCAGAAUGGCAGGGAAAUCUUACAGAGUCUUGACUUCAGUAUGGAUGAGAAGGUGGACCUUUUGGAGCUGACCUGGGCCCUUGAGAACGAGCUCAUGAUGGUUGGUGGUGCCACUCAGCAGGCAGCCUUGGCCUGCUACCGCCAGGAGCUGAGCUUCCGCCAGGGGCAAGUGGAGCAGAUGGCAAGGGAACGAGACAAGGCGAGGCAGGACCUGGAAAAAGCUGAGAAGAGAAACCUGGAGUUUGUGCAAGAGAUGGAUGACUGUCACUCUGCCCUAGAGCAGCUCACAGAGAAGAAGAUCCAACACCUGGAGCGGGGGUACCGGGAAAGACUGAGCCUCCUGCGGUCUGAGGUGGAGAGGGAUCGUGAGCUGUUCUGGGAGCAGACCUGCAGGCAGAGGGCUGUGCUGGAGAAGGACCUGGAGCGUCUGCGGGGUGAGGAGGCCAACCUACGUGAGAAGCUGACUCUGGCCCUGAAGGAAAACAGUCGAUUACAGAAGGAGAUUAUUGAAGUUGUGGAAAAGCUUUCAGAAUCAGAGAAGCUGGUCUUGAAAUUGCAGAAUGACCUGGAAUUUGUGUUGAAGGACAAGCUGGAGCCACAGAGCACAGAGCUUCUGGCUCAGGAGGAACGGUUUGCAGAGAUCCUAAAGGAGUACGAGCUCAAGUGCCGGGACCUGCAGGACCGCAAUGAUGAGCUGCAAGCUGCACUGGAAGGCCUGCAGGCUCAGCUGCCCAUGAGUUGGCGCAGUCGUCCACAUACACAACGAGAGGAACAGCUCCUCCCUGGACAUGGCCCAGCAGGCAUCACUUCAUUUGUGGGUGAUUGCAUUCCAGUGAGUUUAGAAACGGAGAUAAUGAUGGAGCAGGUGAAGGAACACUACCAAGACCUCAAGAUCCAGCUGGAGACCAAGGUAAAUUCCUAUGAAACGGAAAUGGAGGUGAUGAGAAGAAACUUUGCAAAGGAGAGGGAGGAAAUACAGCAGGCCUUCAGGCUUGAGGUCCGUGUGUUGGAGUGCCGGAGGGCCGACCUGGAGGUGCUACUCGCAAAGUCUCAGGAGCUCAUCCGAGGCCUGCAGGACCAGCUCCAGCAGGCUGCCCGCAGCCCCCUGAUGGAGAGGGCAGUGUUGGGGCAGUGCUGCGCACGGGCACUGUCUGACCCAGCCCAGCGGCUAGCCCAGGAGCAGGACCCACUGGAGCAGGAGCAACGCCAGAGGCAUCAGAAGGAGCUACAGCAAGUCAGGAUGUUGUAUUAUAUAACACAUAAGGAGAUGGAUAAAGGGAAAGAGGCAGAAGUUGAGUUGAACCACAAGCUCUCAAGGAUGGAAGCUCAGCAGGCUGCCCACUGUAAAGACUUAGCACUGCAGCCUCAGCAAGAGAAGGAAGAGGUGCUGCAGAGAUAUCUACUGCAAAUCCACGAGGUGACAGAGCAGCAUGAUCUGGAGAAGGAGCGGAAGGAGGACAAAGGGAAGGAGAUCCUCCCACUUUGUGGAAGGCAGCCGCUGAAGCAGCUGAAGCUGACGGGUGAGGAGGAGGUGCAACCAUGCAAGUCUUCUGCCCUAGAGAAGGAGAGACUCGAGCUUGCUUGUAGGAAGCAAGUGGGAAGGCUUGUGCAGGAAGAAGACAUGCUGAGGGCCUGCUUGAAGGAUGGACCAGCAGUGUCAGGUGGUGACCAAGAGGGUAUGGGCGGCCCCACACCCCUCUGUGCAGGCAGGAGAGAGCAGCCACUGGUGUGGCAGGAACCUGGUGCUGGGUAUGGCCAUGGGCAAGCUAGGUGCAGGGAUGUGCCAGGCCAUUACUUGUGCCAUGUGGACCCCAGGCAGAGCCCAGCCCUAGACCCUGCCCUGCCCUCCAGAGAGCCCUUGGAGAACCUUUGCCUCAGAGAAGAUGGUCAGGAUGUACUUGACCCCAAGGAGGUGGCUUCUGCUCCCCCAGGGAGGUGGUUACAGGUGCAUCAACGUGGGGUAGAUGAGAGAGCAGUCCUCGAGGAGCUGGUACCUCCUGCCCUUGGCCCAGCGAGUCUGAGUCAGCCUGAAGCCCAGGAGCUGCUCUGGAAAACAGAGGGAGAUGCCUCACCAGCUCAGAACCCGACACUGAGCAGAGGAGAGACUGAGAGGUGGCUGGCCAUUCUUGAACAAGCUGAGAACCUGAGUGGGGGGCUGGCCCCCAUGGCGAGCCAGGGGCAGGCCUUGGAGGAACAGGCCCAGUGUGGGGACAACACCCUGGAGCAGCAGCUGCAGCAUAGCAGGGAAAAGGCCAAGGAAGGCACCUUGCUCUCCCACCUACACCUUGCUGGCCCCCAGGCGGCCAGGCAGGAACAGCCUGAGGUCCUGCAGGAGGAAGAGGCCAACACGGCCCUGGAGCGAGAGAAGGAUGACAUGAAAACCAAACUUCUACAGCUGGAAUAUAUUGUUUGGGCUCUUGAGAAAGAAGCAGAUACAAGAGAGAACAACAGAAUAGAGUUGGAUAGGCUUUCUGAAGAAAAUACAUUGUUGAAAAAUGAGCUGGGAAGGAUUCAGCAAGAGCUUGAAGCUGCAGAAAAGACAAAUGACGCACAGAGGAAGGAAAUUGAAGCUUUAAAGAGAGACAACGAAAAGGCCUGCUCUGAAAUGGAAGAACUCAACAAACAGAAUCAGAAAUGUGAGGAUGAACUGUCCCAGCUCAAUCAUAAGGUCCUUCAGCUAGGAGAGGAGGCCUCUAUCCACCAAGCCCAAGACAAGAAGAACCACAUGAACAUUCAGCUUUUAACACAGAGAUUGGAGGAGGCCAGGCACCAGGACGAGCUGCAGAGUGAGCAAAUCCAAAAACUUGAACUUGAACUUGAACACAUGAAUCAGGAAUGUCAGAACCUGAGACUGUCACAGUCACAGCUGAGAGAGACCCUUGAAGAAAGUCAAAACCAGCUGCAUGGAGCCAACCUAAGGCUAAGGCUGGCACAGUCCCAGCACUCAGAAGAGGUCCACCAGCUGCAGGAGCAGAUGCAGUGGCUGGUGCCUCAGGAUCGCAUGGCCGAGCUGCAGCACCUACUAGAAGAAGAGCGGCAGGUGGCUCAGCAGCUCCGUGACGAGUGCAUUCUCCAGAAGGAGAAGGGGAGGCGGCUGGAAACACAGUGGGAAGAACGUGAAGAGGAGCUGAAAGACACUGAGGAGCGUCUGGAAGAAGUGGGAAGAGCUCUGAAGAACAUGGACAUGCUCCUCCAAGAGAAAGUAGCUGAGCUGAAGGAGCAGUUUGAAAAGAAUACAAAAUCUGAUUUGCUGCUCAAGGAGCUCUAUGUGGAAAAUGCUAACCUGACAAAGGCACUUCAGGUCACUGAAGAGAAGCUACGAGAUGCUGAGAAGAAAAAACGCAUCCUAGAAGAAAAAGUUAGAGCUCUCAACAGACUCAUCAGUAAGAUUGCUUUGGCUUCCCUCUCUGUGUGAAGAUUGCUUCUUUUCCUGGAAUUCAUUUUGAAAGAAUAUCUUUUAAAAUUAAGCCACCAUGAUGCCAUAAUAUCCUAGGGUUCAUUGGCCGUUCACCCUGGACAUAGGUUUCUGAUUCCUUGUUCAUCUCACACAUGUUUAAAAAUGUCUACUGUGCCAGCAGCUCAGGAAAUAGACAUGCUGGAAAACACUACAUUUUUAUUAGUGGUCCUGGGUAAUUUCUCUAGUAAAAUUCUCAGUUUUGCUGUUCAUUGGUGAAACAGAUUAUGGGGUGGAGGGGAGGCUGUCAGUGAAGUAAGACUGAAAGAAAAAUGGUAAAACCAAUCAAUUUCAAUUGUACUUUUGACCUUGGCUAUAGAGAGUAAAAUGAAAAAUAAGGGCUCUGAACAGUUUUACCUUUUCACUGUUACUGCUUUGGGUUUAGAUCAUUAUCAUUCUCAAGCUGGGUCUGUACAAAUAUUCUAGAAAGACUUCUUUCUAAGACUGUCAACCCUGAGAUCAAAGACUGUGGAGGGAAGCCCCCUCUUUGGGGACUGCUCUACUACAGGAAGAUGCUUGGAAAGUGUUCAUUUUAGGUCUGUGGACUCAGGGAUGAUGGUAUGUAUUGCGAAUGUAAUCUUUUCCUCAUCGAAAUGUCAUCACACUGGAAAUUGUAUUAUAUAUAAAGAAAAAAAGUAUAGUUUUAUAUCCAAAAUAUACAUAAGUUAUGGUUAUUUGGUUUAUGAGAGUAAAAUACUGUACA
Messenger RNA from Hyaena hyaena (striped hyena), 5182 nucleotides. RefSeq names its product ninein like (gene NINL). The record is from RefSeq and is a predicted model, not a curated record. Gene Ontology annotation, molecular function: calcium ion binding. Gene Ontology annotation, cellular component: centrosome. Bases 10 to 4440 code for a protein of 1476 amino acids. The transcript has 24 exons. NCBI's taxonomy places the organism in Eukaryota, Metazoa, Chordata, Mammalia, Carnivora, Hyaenidae. Gene Ontology annotation, biological process: microtubule anchoring at centrosome.